UUCGAGCCAUUCUCCAAACAGCGACCGCCGACGAUCUGCGACCCGUUUAGGCCAACUCUUCUGAUACAGAGGGCACAGAAUCCAUUGUCCGACGCGCACUCUCUGCCCGCCUCACCCGCGCGAGGUUCUCCCUUGCUCCCUCAGACACCAGACUCGACAGCCAGCAGCAAGUCACAGCUAUGGCGGAAAACGAGGUAGAUUUGGACUCUAUCAUAGACAGGCUCCUCGAGGUCCGAGGCAGCAGACCCGGCAAGCAGGUUCAGCUGCUGGAAACCGAGAUCCGCUACCUAUGCACCAAGGCGCGCGAGAUCUUCAUCUCGCAGCCCAUCCUGCUCGAGCUUGAGGCGCCGAUCAAGAUCUGCGGAGAUAUUCACGGCCAGUACUACGAUCUGCUACGGCUUUUCGAAUAUGGUGGUUUCCCCCCAGAGGCCAACUAUCUCUUCCUUGGUGACUAUGUCGACCGUGGCAAGCAGUCGCUUGAGACCAUCUGCCUGCUGCUCGCGUACAAGAUCAAGUACCCCGAGAACUUCUUUGUCCUACGUGGUAACCACGAGUGCGCUUCUAUCAACCGCAUCUACGGGUUCUACGACGAGUGCAAGCGAAGAUACAACAUCAAACUGUGGAAGACAUUCACUGACUGCUUCAACUGCCUGCCCAUUGCUGCAAUCAUUGACGAGAAGAUCUUCACCAUGCACGGUGGUCUCAGCCCUGACCUCAACUCUAUGGAGCAGAUUAGGCGUGUAAUGCGACCAACUGAUAUCCCGGAUUGUGGCCUUCUCUGCGAUCUCCUCUGGUCUGACCCCGAUAAGGACAUUACUGGAUGGAGCGAGAACGACAGAGGUGUGAGUUUCACAUUCGGUCCAGACGUGGUAUCGCGCUUCUUGCAGAAGCACGACAUGGACCUCAUCUGCCGUGCCCAUCAGGUUGUGGAGGAUGGCUACGAGUUCUUCUCAAAGCGUCAGCUUGUCACACUUUUCAGCGCGCCCAACUACUGCGGUGAAUUCGACAACGCCGGUGCAAUGAUGAGCGUUGACGAGAGCCUGCUCUGCUCCUUCCAGAUUCUGAAACCUGCUGAGAAAAAACAAAAGUACGUUCCCAACCUUGGCGGCAGUAGACCGGGGUCUUCUCGCAACAAGAAACCCUAGAAGUAGCCACCAUUACACUCUUUCAGAAUCCUUACGAACUUCUCGUGCAGCAGGUUUGGGCGACGAUAGAC
This is a messenger RNA of Dothidotthia symphoricarpi CBS 119687, 1216 nucleotides long. Its product is annotated as Metallo-dependent phosphatase. Gene Ontology annotation, cellular component: nucleus; cytoplasm. Bases 180 to 1145 code for a protein of 321 amino acids. The transcript has 5 exons. NCBI's taxonomy places the organism in Eukaryota, Fungi, Ascomycota, Dothideomycetes, Pleosporales, Dothidotthiaceae. The record is from RefSeq and is a predicted model, not a curated record. Gene Ontology annotation, molecular function: protein serine/threonine phosphatase activity.